Messenger RNA from Maniola jurtina (meadow brown), 2841 nucleotides. RefSeq names its product annexin B9-like (gene Anxb13). Gene Ontology annotation, molecular function: calcium-dependent phospholipid binding; calcium ion binding. The coding region runs from base 215 to 1702 and encodes 495 amino acids. NCBI's taxonomy places the organism in Eukaryota, Metazoa, Arthropoda, Insecta, Lepidoptera, Nymphalidae. Gene Ontology annotation, cellular component: cytoplasm. The record is from RefSeq and is a predicted model, not a curated record. The transcript has 9 exons.
GCUCAGAGACAGUGUCAGUUGUAUUGACGUUACAACUUUCAUCAUUACGUUUCAUCCAUUUCAGAUUUCACAAGCGUCUGUUAGCAUUAUUAAUUUUAAUCUAGUUAUUUUUGUGUUUUAUUACCUUAAAUAGUGGUGCCGUUCUCGUUUUGUGCUUAGUGAGUCACAAAAUACUGGUGUACUUAAAGCUCCUGCAUUUACAAGUCCAUUUAAAAUGAAUCCGUACCAAGGUCAACCACGUUAUCUACACAAUGUCGGGUUUAGCAACACAGCACCACAAUCAUUCGGAAAUCCUAUGCCAAUGCAAGGCUUCCCCACUAUGGGUUACCCGGCUCCACAACCUGGUUACCCUAACACCGGUUCUGGGUACCCUUCAGCAUAUCCUAAUCAGGGUCAACAGGGAUAUCCUCAAACACCUUCAAGCCAUCCCAGCCAGGGUUACCCAAGUACCGCUCAAAGUUACUCUCCAGCUCAAGGAUACCCAACAGCUCAAUCAGGGUAUCCCCAAGGUCAAUCAGCAUACCCUCAAAGUCAAUCAGCAUACCCUCAGGGCCAAUCGGCGUAUCCUCAAAGUCAAUCAGCGUAUCCUCAAACUCAGUCAGCCUAUCCUCAAUCCCAGUCACCACACCAAUCGCCAGCGGGCUAUACUCAACAAGGUUAUCAGCAGUCAAAUCAGUAUCAGGGAUAUCAACCACCGAGGCAAAGCCAGCAAGCUUACAGUGCAUCCUCAAGCCCAGUGCAUAGUAUGCCAAAGUCAAAGCCAACGGUGGUACCCGUGAACCCGUUCGACCCGCGGGAAGAUGCAGCCAUCCUCCGCAAGGCUAUGAAAGGAUUCGGAACGGAUGAGAAGGCAAUCAUACAAGUGUUGACGCGUAGAAGUAACGAGCAGCGCUUACGGAUAGCCUUUGAGUUCAAGACUCUAUAUGGAAAGGACCUGGUAUCAGAUCUCAAAAGCGAGACCACCGGGAAGUUUGAAGACAUACUAGUGGCUCUAAUGACCCCACUGCCUCAGUUCUACGCCAAGGAGCUCCACGAUGCCACAGCGGGCAUCGGCACUGAUGAAGACGUGCUCAUCGAAGUCAUGUGCACCAUGUCCAACCAUGAGAUCCAUGUUAUCAAACAAGCGUAUACUGCAAUGUACGGAACUCUUCUAGAAGAUGACUUGCGCGGCGACACCUCAGGAAAUUUCAAGAGGCUGAUGACAUCAUUGUGCAUGGGCAACCGAUCGGAAGAAUUCCACGUAGACCAGGCAAGAGCAAGGGAAGAUGCCAGGAGCUUGCUGCAAGCAGGAGAGCUUCGCCUCGGCACAGACGAGUCUAUCUUCAACGCGGUGCUGUGUUCGCGAUCAUUCACGCAGCUGGCGGCCGUCUUCCAGGAGUACCAGAACCUGACUGGCCACGACAUCGAUGACGCUAUCAAGGCUGAAUUCUCCGGUGACCUGGAGAAGGCUCUACGCGCUAUCGUGAAAGUGGUCCGCAACAAGCCACUAUUCUUCGCGGAACGCCUGCACAAGUCGAUGAAGGGUCUCGGCACCAACGACCGUCAGCUCAUACGCAUCAUGGUGACGCGCUGCGAGGUGGACCUCGGGGACAUCGCGGACAUGUUCCAGUCCAAAUACGGGGAGUCGCUGCAGAGCUGGAUUGAGGGUGAUUGUUCCGGUCACUACAAAAAGUGUCUGCUGGGUCUAUUAGGUCUCUAUUAGUAGUGACGUCAUAACAUUUUCAAAGGAGAUCGCACAACCGUUAGAAAUGCCAGGACCCGCCAGAAUAGCAAAUGCCCAUUUUUCAGUACCUUAAAACCUCCUUAGCGCAGUGGUGAUCUUAUAAGCGAGAGGUCCUGGGUUCGAUUUCCCGUCAGAGGAAUGCUAGGCUACCAGCUACCACCCAGGCAAGCAGUACCGCGAUUUAGCGUUUCAGUACGAUGUCACAUAGAAACCGAUUGGGUUAUAGUUUCAUAAAACUGUAUCUUCCAGGUUUCAUCUUAGACUGCAUUAUCGUUUACCACCAGGUAAUAUUGCAGUCAAGGCCUGAACUGUAUAAGGGUUAAUCUAAACAUUAAUGAACAUGAAACUUGUACUAGUAGAACAUGCAGUCUAAUCAGAAGUUGCAACAUAACAUGACGGUUUGCGCAGGUCAUAGACUAAGGCUGAGAUCUAUAGAGCUCACUUUGAUUUUGCGCAGACUCAAAACACUGUUCACAUAGCUGUAAAUAUAAUUCGAUCACACACGCUGCGUAAACGUUGCGUAAUCGUAGACGUAGCGCGUACCAUUGCGUUGAAAUGUUUGUAUGAAACAUGGCACACCGCUUGGGUAAAGCGUGGACGUAUGCGUAACCCGUCGUGUUAGGGGUCUACGCACGUGUCACGUGUACGCAAUUGGUGUGAAUCGACCUUAAAACGAGACAGCGUUAUACCGCUGGCAUAAAUCUGUCUCGUUUUAACUUAAACUUAAGUCUAAGCAAAGUCAAAGUGCGCUGUAUAGAUUUCAACAGCAUUAAAUACACAAGUCGUGCUGAGAUCUGCUUCUGCGCUGUCAUAGUGUUCAGCUUGGACUAUUUGUUUUGCGCACACUAUACAGAGUUCGUUGGUGUGAGUAGAGGUUAUGUCAUGAUUUCUUCGAUCAACCCGAUGCGGCCGAAUCUGUUCUACGCCAUGGAUCUGGCAAAUAGUCUGUCGGUAUGCGAUCACCUUAAUAAUAAAUAUUCAUCUGUGUCAGUGGUCAAACGUAAAUGUCUCAAAAGUAUGUCUUUUUACAAUGUUAGAUGUUUACAUGAUUAUAGUAUAUUACGGCUCUUACUAAUAAAAAAUUACACACGCCUUAUAAAAAUAUCUCUCUUUCUCUC